AUGGUGCUGGCAAUUAUCAGUUUUCAAUUGGCAGGACUAGCUCUGCUCCAAGCGCUGGCAACAUGUGUUGGCUUACUAGAUUGCUCGAGCAGUAAAGUGCAUAAAGCGGCCCAAAAUCUGAUCGAUUCCGUUGAUAGGAACACGGACAAGCUGCUCAGCAUGAAGGAGCUGCAGAAAUUUAUGGAAAAACUGGAGUGGCUGCAGUUGGAGCCCCAAGUCGAUCACUUUUGGAAACUAUAUGCGAGAAGCGAAGGCGCUUCCCAUCUUAGUUGGAUGAAGUAUCGUAAUCGCGCCCACGAUAUACUCUUGCAGGGUGACCAUUUCUUUAGCUUUUCGAUCUUGCCACAGUUCUACCAUCCGCAAGAGCGACUGCGACGCGAACUUCGGCGUUGGCGAGCAGCCGAUUGUGAUGAGGACGGAAGAUUGAGUCGCGAAGAGUUUAGCGCCUUUAUCCAACCCGACGGCUACGUGCAUAUGCAGGAGCUGGUCUCCAUGGAGUUGAUGGAGCAGCUGGACUACAAUAACGACGGUGUACUAGUGUACGAGGAGUUUGCGCGUCAACGUCCCGUUGUGGUUCGUAACGCUGACGAGCUCCCUUUUCAGGACUCUCAUCGCCAGCAACAGAUUCACGAUGAGUUUCAAGAGAAACACCGAAAGCGCGGCAUGAACAUAAAGGAACUGUACCUAUGGCUGAAGCAACACCAUUUCGAUAACUACGCCCAUGCAGCUCAGCAACUAAUCGAUACUUUCGACCACAAUGCUGAUCAAAAGCUCAGUGAACAGGAGAUGGUUUCGAAUUGUGGACGCUUCCAUCAAUCUAUGCGCCAGAAACUAGGCGAAGAUAUGCUUCAAUUGGCAUUAGAAUAUCUCGACCAUUAA
This is a messenger RNA of Scaptodrosophila lebanonensis, 879 nucleotides long. RefSeq names its product reticulocalbin-1-like. Lineage: Eukaryota; Metazoa; Arthropoda; Insecta; Diptera; Drosophilidae. Gene Ontology annotation, molecular function: calcium ion binding. Gene Ontology annotation, cellular component: endoplasmic reticulum. The transcript has a single exon. The record is from RefSeq and is a predicted model, not a curated record. Bases 1 to 879 code for a protein of 292 amino acids.